Molecule: messenger RNA, 1600 nt
Organism: Salvia hispanica
Lineage: Eukaryota; Viridiplantae; Streptophyta; Magnoliopsida; Lamiales; Lamiaceae
Source: RefSeq, a predicted model, not a curated record
UAUAAUUGGAGAUUUUGCAGUUGGUGAUGAGAUGGGAAUUCAAUUUGAAUUAGUUAUCUCUGCUGUAUCAUGGUCUUUCUUUACUACUCCAAAGUCCAUGGGCCAUGAGAUGAGUAAUAUAAUGUAUCUACAAUGGUCUGUAUAUGAGUGGUAUACUUCUUUGUGGCCCUCCGGUAGUGGGGAAGACAUUAUUAGCAAAAGCUGUUGCUGGUGAGGCAGGUGUAAACUUCUUCUCCAUAUCGGCAUCUCAGUUUGUCGAAAUAUAUGUGGGAGUUGGUGCUUCUCGUGUACGAGCGCUCUAUCAAGAAGCAAGGGACAAUGCUCCAUCUGUUGUUUUCAUCGAUGAACUGGAUGCUGUUGGAAGGGCACGUGGUUUGAUUAAGGGGUCUGGUGGGCAAGAACGUGAUGCUACUUUAAAUCAGCUUCUUGUAUGCCUGGAUGGGUUCGAAGGCAGAGGAGAAGUCAUUACCAUUGCUUCUACAAACAGGCCAGACAUUUUGGAUGCAGCACUUGUGAGACCAGGGAGGUUCGACCGGAAAAUACACAUACCCAAGCCUGGACUGAUUGGCCGUGUUGAAAUUCUGAAGGUUCAUGCUAGGAAGAAACCAAUUGCCCCUGACGUGGACUUCUUGGCUGUUGCAACUAUGACUGAUGGAAUGGUUGGUGCUGAGCUGGCUAACAUUAUCGAGGUUGCUGCUAUCAACAUGAUGCGCGAUGAAAGAACAGAGAUUACUACUGAUGAUUUGUUACAAGCUGCACAAAUAGAAGAAAGAGGCAUGCUUGACAAAAGAGAGAGAAUCCCCGAGAUAUGGAGGCAAGUAGCUAUAAAUGAAGCUGCAAUGGCCAUAGUUGCUGUCAAUUUCCUGGAUCUCAGAAAUAUCGAGUUUGUGACGAUUUCUCCAAGAGCUGGAAGAGAUUUAGGUUAUGUCCGCCUAAAGAUGGACCAUAUUAAAUUUAAGGAAGGGAUGUUGAGCCGGCAGUCUCUCUUGGAUCACAUCACUGUCCAACUUGCUCCACGUGCAGCAGACGAACUCUGGUAUGGGGAAAAUCAGUUGAGUACCAUCUGGGCGGAGACGGCCAAUAAUGCUCGAUCUGCUGCACGAACCUUAGUGCUUGGUGGUCUUUCCGAGAAGUAUUUUGGCUUGAACAGUUUCUGGACAGAAGAUAGAAUUGAUGAAAUUGAUUCAGAGGCGCUGCGAAUCCUUGUCGUCUGUUAUGAAUGUGCAAAAACGAUUCUUGGGAGAAACCAUGAGCUUUUGGAUGCCGUUAUGGACAGGCUCGUGGAGAAGAAGAGCUUAACCAAGCAAGAAUUCUUCGACUUAGUUGAGCUUCAUGGAUCUGUACAAACUAUGCCGCCUACCAUACUUGACAUCAGAGCCGCCUCACUGUUACAGCUGCAAAAUAUUCUUUUAGACACCGAAGAAGCAGCAGCUCGUUCGAGCAUUGUUUCAACAUGAUAGUGACUUAGUGACUUAACCAUAGUAGUACUCUUAUAAGACAUUUUCAAAAUUUUAAAAGUAUAAAUAUCAAAGCAAAUCUCAUUGGCGAAUACUCUCGAACGAGACAUUAACUGGUAAUGUAAAUCAAAUUCUUUGGAGCA